AUGCUCGCUGCGGCCACCCCCGGGAGCCGCGGCGCGGAGCCGGCGCCGUUCCGCGCGGUGCCGCUGCGGGCCGUGCCGCUGAGCAGCCUCCCCGCGGGCACGCUGACGCCCCUGAAGGAGCUCCUGGCGCGGGGCCGCGCCGCCCCGCCGCCCCGCCGCGAGCCCCCCCCGGCGGCGUGCCGCGAGCUGAAGCGGCGGGCGGGGGGGCCGCCGGGCCGCGAGUCCCCGGCCAAGGUGUUCCAGCGGAUGAAGGCCGGGGCCCCGCGCCCCCAGCCCGGCCCCGCCGCCGACCCCAUCCUCACCCCCGCGGCGCUGCACGGCGGGCGGCGGGGCCCGCACCGGCAGCUGGAGGGGGCAGCGGCCCCGCGGGCAGAAUUGCCUUGCGCUUGGAUUCCUCAGAACCAAACCGUGAAAACGCUGUCUGUAGACCCUGUUGUGUUGGAAUCCCCUCAUAAGUUCUUCUUGCGAGUAAAGCAGAAAUUGCAGCAGCAGCGGAAAGAUACAAUACCUUCAAACCUGACCAAGCAAAACAUUCCUCCUUCCACAGCUGCAGAAAAGCCAUUGGUCAAACCUGCUUUCGGUGAGCCAGUCACAAAUGCUCCUACAGAGUGUGUGGUCCCUGAUAAGGAUGAUCAGGACAAUUUCCUUGUGGAAUCACUGGAUGCUGAUGAUGAAAUGUCUCAAAACACAAUAACCAGCUCUGUGAAUGUCUAUUCUGCCCCUUUUAAGCCUGGGGACCCGUUAGAAGACAGCUGUGGAGGCAGAGAAGCAAAUGGUUGUGAACUUCGUCAAGAAAAAGGGCAGCUGCAGCCAAGUGACCAGCAAGCUGCUCAUAGAGUAAAGACACUGGAGAGUAAUUCUCAAAAGCCCUCGCAGUGCUUAUGCAGUAUUAUGCUCUCUACUCCCAAAGUCCACAUACCAAGGAAUCAGAACCUGAAAGACUGUAAGGGCCCUCUGGAUAAACCUCAUUCGGGUCAACUUGCUGCCAAGGCGAGCAACGAGAAAAAAAUCUGCCUAACCAGUUGGAGCAUUAGAGUGAUCAAUGGUAACACUGCAAUAUGCGUUGAAGGAAAACGGAAAGAUAUGAAAGACCUGUCUUGGCAUAGUAAUGCAAUUAUGGAACGUGUAGCAAACAACCAAGUUAAGACGACAUCUGGCAAUAUCUACCUGCUCCAGGGGCACAUAGAUUCCGCUUCGAUGAGAAAAGAAGGAUUUCCUUAUCGCUUCAUCAAAAGAUUUACAUAUGGGUUUUCCAACAAGUGGAAGGAAUAUGUUGAGGAGUUACUUGAGGAAAGAAGGAGGAAAGAACGCAAACAAAGUAUUGGUGAGAGUGAAAGUGAAGAGAGUGACUCGGUGGUGGGUUUGGAUGUGUUGAAAAACGCAAAAGACCCAGCAAGACAUGUAAAGAAAUCUGAAACGAGAAACGCUACUUAUGAAGUAUCACCAAAGAAUGAUGAAAACACUUAUGUAGUACCAAGACACAGUUCCGUAUUGAACGACACAAAUGGAGUUUACACUCGUAGCGGCCGUCUUGUUAAACCACCGUUAAGUUUCUGGUGUGGGCAACGUGAGUUUGUCGAUCAGGAAUUAAAUGUUACUAUAGAAAAAGGAGGAGUAGAUUAUUUGAGCAUAUUGUAUAGUACUGAAAAAUCCAAAAGGACGAAGAAAAAGGAUGCAACGAAGGCAGUGGAAGAAAAAUCAAAAAGCAAAGAUAAAGGGAAAAGCAGUCAAAAAGGAGUAAGUUCCAAAAAAGAAACAAAGUCCACUGGAAGCAAAGAAGCCAGGCGCUUUAUUUCAGAUGAUGAUGAAAGUGAUCGUGCAACUGAGACUAAUAAAAUUAAAAGACAGGUUUCUGUUGAGGCGACUUGCUUAAAUACUGAAGAUAGGAACAAGUACAACUGUAACAGCAGAACCAUGAGAAAGGAAGAGACUACAAGUCGGCAGGCUUACACGUACUCUUUAAGGUCAGCCAGACAACUUUGUCAAGACAAGCCUGUAACAGAAGAAUCCUCAAGCCAAGAUGAGGAAGAAUCCAGUGAAGAUGUCCCGUUGUCUAUCAAAAGGAAAACUAGACCUUUAGUGCAAAAAGAGACUCAAAACUCCAAAUCUUCCUCUCACUGUAAAAACGUACAGGACGGUGCAAAUAAGGUGCCACGUGAACAAAGGGAAGUUAAACGCUCUGCUGCUGCCGCCUCCCAUGAUGUGCAGCUGAGGCAAAGGGUGCCUGAGUACACCGACAGUCCUUCUGAUUUGCUUGAAGGAAAAACGUCUAGUGAGUCCAGUACUUCCCAUCAGUCUGAGGCAAUGAGGACAAGAAGCAGAACCAAUGCUCCAAAGUAUGUGUUUGAACUUGACACUAAGUUUGAAAACAAAGAUAGGGAAUUUCACAUAAAAGAGAAGAAAUCAAAAGCAUCCAAUAAAAAACCAAACUCUAAUGCUUCUGCUACUGCCAAGUCUUCAGCAGCAAAAUCGAGAGAACCCGAGAAGGAAAAGGUGCAGAAGUCUCUCGGAUUUUUUCCAAGGACAACUGAUGUCUGGUCUGAAAAGGAAUUACAAAAGCUGCACAGGGCGGUUGCUUCAUUUCCAAAGCACAAGAACGGUUUCUGGGUGGAGGUAGCGAUGGCAGUGGGGUCUCGUUCUGCUGAAGAAUGCCAUCAGAAAUACACGGAGGAACAAGAGGCAAAAGCUUCCAAAAGACAUGCCACAAAGACCACCACUUCAGGAAAACCAGAACAGAAAGAUAAGAAAGAACCAGUUACGAUAACUGCCAAAGUGGGAACCUUCAAAAGAAAACAGCAGAUGAGAGAUUUCCUGGACCAUUUGCCAAAGGACAACCAUGAUGAUGUUUUCACUGCAACGCCCUUUCAAAACAGAAGAGUAAAGUUGCCAAUGUUCCUGGGAAGCCAAGAGGAUGACGAUGAUGACUUUGCACUUACCGACAACCCAAUCACACCUUCCUCGGCUCUCUUCCCUCUGGCGAAAACCCCUCAGUGUGAGCACAUCAGCCCUGGCAUGCUGGGACCUAUCAACAGGAACGAUUACGACAGGCACGUGUUCAGAAUGCAGAACGCGCAGGGCAGGAGAGACACCUGGGACAAAGUGAAGAAGAAGCCGGCUGGAGCUGCACUUGGUACGCCAGCUUCAAGCAGAACCAAGUUUACUUUCGAUAAAAAAGCGGAUCAGUCCUCUGUUGUAGGGAAGCUCUUCAUGCCCGAGGCAGCGGAUUCAUCAGAUGAAGAGGAGGAAGAUUCUUAUUUUUCUGUUUAAUGAACUUUGGAGGUUUUAUUAGUUCAACAUUUGUAAACCUCUCGUACAGAAAGUCAAAAGCAAGGGCUUUAGCCACCCCUCUGGCAUGGUGUUCUUGUGGCCCUAUGUUAGAGGCCGCUUUGGAAAACUCGGCCUGCGGUGUUUCUGUGGUUAAAAUACGUUCUUGCUGCCAGGUCAGCAGUGAGGGUGGCAAUUUUUCACGUGUACAAAGUGGAACUUUCUUGCCCAGGCCCCCUCCUUCCUUCGUCCUGUUUUUCCUUGCGAAGGGGGAAGGGAGAAAUGUAGUCUGAUACCAAUUCUUUACAAAUUUUGAUGGGUUCAUUUUAAGAAAAAUACUCUUUUAGAAAUAUGACUGUAUAGUAACUUUAAAACAGCACUGUUUGUAACUAAUCGGAAUUGCCUUUUACUUUGCUCUCCUGAGAAACU
This is a messenger RNA of Cygnus atratus (black swan), 3693 nucleotides long. It is a transcript of the gene MIS18BP1, whose product is annotated as MIS18 binding protein 1. NCBI's taxonomy places the organism in Eukaryota, Metazoa, Chordata, Aves, Anseriformes, Anatidae. The record is from RefSeq and is a predicted model, not a curated record. Bases 1 to 3267 code for a protein of 1088 amino acids. The transcript is spliced from 16 exons.